AACGUAUGAUUAAAACUGGAAAAUGCUUUUCAUUUCGUGCUCCAUAAAAUAAAAAAAAUCGGAUAAUGCAGCCAUAAACCAUUACUCAAAAUCAAAUCUAUCCAGCACCAAACGCAAUAAUUGACGCCGGCGGUGUUUUUAUUUUGCCGGUGGUCGUGGAUUACAAUCGUGAUUAUUUUACUCGUAACGCGCGCGCUCCCACCUCUGUACACACAUACGCACAUACAGAGUAAGUAAUUGGAAAAGGGGGUUAGGGUUUGUGGAUCUAACCCUAAAAAAAUCGUUAGUGAAGCAUGACGGAAGUGAAGCUACAUAUAUACGACGUUACAAACAGUGAUUCUGAUAAGACUAACAAUACGAUUGUUCAGAUCAAUAAGAUCUUUAAAGAUCGCAUUGGUCUUGGUGGCAUCUUUCACAGCGCCAUCCAGGUUUAUGGGGAUGAGGAAUGGUCAUUUGGCUUUUGUGAAGAAGGGUCUGGUGUUUUUAGUUGCCCUUCUGGAAGGAAUCCGAUGUAUACAUAUCGUGAAUGUGUUGUCCUUGGUAAAAGUGACCUUUCUAUCUCCAAAGUUAAUCAAGUUCUAAGGGAACUUAGUAGAGAGUGGCCUGGAGAAUGUUAUGACUUGCUUUCGAAAAACUGCAAUCACUUCUGCGAUGAUUUUUGUGAGAAACUUGGUGUGCCUAAACUUCCUGGUUGGGUUAACAGGUUUGCUAAUGCUGGUGAUACUGCUGUAGAAAUAGCUGGGAACACUGCUUUUCGGUUUAGGCAGGCUAAAACUGAGAUUGUAUCAGCUAGCAAAGUGGCAUAUCGGUUUCUUUUGGGUGCUAAUUCCAAUGCAGCUGCGACUUCAGAAUCCCCAGGAAUAUCGAAUAGAGGACCUCCUAGGUUCCAAGCUACGUGGUUCAAAAACCUUGUUUCAUCUGGUCCAAAACCAGCUGAAAGUUCAGAGGUGGAAGUACGAGCUGGGGAUAGUCUGUUGCAACAAAGGCAGAAAUGAUAUAGAUGCAGUAUGAAAUGUGUUGUAUACUAGUCAAGGCUCUCUAUUGUUCAAAGACAUCCAAAAUGUUAGCAGACUGCUUCUCAUAUCUUGUUCAGAUAUUGUAAAUUUUAAUUGAACUGUUCUUUCUAUUC
Messenger RNA from Daucus carota subsp. sativus, 1129 nucleotides. RefSeq names its product deSI-like protein At4g17486. Gene Ontology annotation, biological process: protein deubiquitination. The record is from RefSeq and is a predicted model, not a curated record. The coding region runs from base 294 to 995 and encodes 233 amino acids. Gene Ontology annotation, molecular function: deubiquitinase activity. The transcript has 4 exons. Lineage: Eukaryota; Viridiplantae; Streptophyta; Magnoliopsida; Apiales; Apiaceae.